UUGACAGCAUGGCUGACGUACAAGUGGCACCGCUCAGAACUUUAAAUGACUUUAUGAUGGAGUCGGCUCGAUUCCAGACACCUAAUAUUAAAGACCCAGAAAAAUGGGCAAAUAGAGUAUUGAACAAUUUGCUUUACUACCAGACAAAUUAUUUCCUGACAGCAAUGAUUGUCUUUUUAUUGAUCGGGAUUAUUCACCCAGUAAAAAUGGUUUGUGGGUUUGCUGCCAUAGCUGUUGCUUUUGGAGCAUUUGUUUACUGUACCAAUAGCCAGUUCACCGCCCGUCGUUUCAAGCGUGACCACCCACUCAUCAGCAUCCUCAUCGUCUUGGCCACUGGCUAUGUACUUGUUUACUUGAUUGGUGCUGUGAUUGUAUUCAUGUUUGGAAUAGCAUUCCCUUUGCUGUUAAUUCUGCUACAUGCAUCACUACGAAUGAGGAAUGUGAAGAACAAGAUAACAAAUAAGAUGGAGUACAUCGGCCUGAAAAGGACACCGAUGGGGAUCAUCCUGGAGGGGCUAGGACAGGAACAGGAAGCUGGCUCCUAAACAGGCCACAUCUAUAAUGUUUCUUCUUGACAGUUUAUUUAACACAUAAACAGUUUUAUCUAAGGAAUUCUUGUAUGUCUCUGCUUUAGUUGGACUACCCUAGGGAGAUAAAGAGAUUAAGAUAACAUUUUCAUUUCAAUAUUGGUGCAAUUUUGUACACUCCUGUGUAUAGUUUUACUUCAUGCCUGUAAUUGCUUUUCAUUGUAGUCUUCUUCUUGAAUCUUGAAUAUUCAAUUGUUAUUUAUCUGUAUAAGACAUUAUUUAAUUCAGAAAGGAUACCACAAUUUUUGCUCUUUGUGUAUUGAAAAUAUAUUUUGCUUGUUAUAAUCUUGCUAUAUCAUCCAUGUUAGACUGGUAAAUACCAGUAUCUCACAGGGUUUGUAUUUAUCUGUUGGAAAUACACCAACCUUGUAGUAGGAAAGUUCAUUUUAGAGGUGAAUGUCAAGAACAAUAGGAUAAUUUAAAUGUAUUAAUUAGUGCAAUAUCUUAUUACUUUUUAUAGAAUCAUAAUGUUUCUGUUUAGUGAUACUAUUUAAUUAUUUCUAGCGAGAUGUGACGAGCAAUUUUGUGUACAUAUCCAGUGAAAUUGGUUUUUCUUUCUGCCAAAGAAUGUUUAUCAUGCCUUUUGACGUUUUCCACAAUUUCCCUGUCAAAGAUAUAUAUUUGGUCACUUUUAAGGCAAAAGUAUGAAUUGGCGGAAUAUUUUCUUCAAGUGGUGUAACUCAAGCCCCUAUUAUACACAUGAUUUUGUUGUGUGAUAGAAGUCAAUAAAAGGGUACUGUUUUAUCGCUCAGCUGGUAACCAUGAUGUUAUAGAAAAUCAGGUAGACAUUCUUAAUUACUUGUUGAGUCAUGCUACUAAUCCAUAACAAGGUGACUUACACAGAAAAAUACCGGUAAGCAUAACCAUUAAUUACGUAUGUAAAAUAUUGAUUAUAUCCCUAUUGAAGUGUGGUUGGUUGGUUAACUGGUAACAUCUGUAUGUGUACAAUCAACAGCAGAUGGUAUGGUAUUGAUUUGAUUUGGGAGAUUAAAAUGUUGUCUAAGAUAAAAACAAAAAAAAACAAAAAAAAACAACCUAACUGUAUCAUCAAUGGAGUGAUUUAGUAUGCAUAAUAGUUUCAGUAUUAACAUUAUUUACCUAAUUUCAUCACCGAAGGAGUGUAUUUUCUUGAAAAUCAACUGAAUAUGCAGAUUUAACUUUGACAGCUUUGUGUUGACUGAGAACAGUAUGUAAGAAAUAUCGUGUGAAAGUUGAUAUAUAUAUAUAACAUGGUGGAGGUUUUCAGCAACAAUUAGCUGGCAGUAUAAUACCUGGUAGACCUGCCUAUAGAUUACAGUGUAUGUAGGUGUGCAAACUACUAAUCUAAAGACCUCUGUCAGUGGUACUAGUAUAUAAUUAUUGCGCUGGGUUUAGGGUUUCCUAGAAUUGAUUUUGUUGGAACUUCACUUUGUGGAAUAAUUAUUCGGAAUGUUAAUUUAUAGCGCUAUUCCAGAAUUAUCUGUGUAGGAGGGGAUGGAGAUAGUUGUAUCAAAAUGAUGGGUGACGGGCCGGGGUAAAUCCUCAUUUUCCCAGUAUUCCUUAUGCUUCAUAUGUCUUGAGUUUUGAUGGAUGUUGGGGUCUCUGAUAAAAUGCCUACCAUCCCCCCCACAUUGAUAUGUCUUCAGUUUUGAUGGGUGUUGCGGUCUCUGAUAAAAUGCCUACCAUCCCCCCCACAUGGAUACUUUUGGAAUGGCCCUCAGUGACUUAGUGUUUUAGGACAUCUCUGACAUGUGUAGUAAACAUUUGAUGUAAAUUUCUGAUUUAAUGCAUACAAUGUAUUUCGUCAUGUAUGUAUAGUAUUUUGAGGAGCCAGCAGUCCUAUAUCCUCCCACAUGGAAACUGUCAUUGAAAUGUUUGCUUUCGUGUGAAAAGUGCAAUAUUAAAUUCAAAAAUGAGCUAAAUAAAAUGCUCACAAAAGUGAAUGAUAUAAUAGAUGCUGGAAGCGUUUCAGUUAAAAAUCCUGAUAUUCUGAACAAGAUAAACACAAUGUUUCAAACUUUUGCAACAAAUGCAUUUUUUUUUUAUUUCUUGGGUGUGGAGGAACAUUUUGGCCCCUUAUCUAGGUUUAAUUCUGAAUUAGUUUAGAUAAGAUGGAAGUUUUGUGUUGUCAAAGAUCUGACUAGCAUGUGAACACCUUUGCCCAUAUCUGUUAUGUAAAGAACUAAAGUAUCAUUGCAUGAAAAUUAUAUUUUCUGUGAGUCUGGCGAUAUCGUUUAUCAAAAUUACCAUUAGUGUUUGAAUCUCUGAUAAAAUUGGUUAUUUCACAUGUGUAUUUAUCUUAUAAAUGUGUAAAGAUAAACUGUUAUUUAAACAUGUUCAAUUUAUCAGUGGACUGUUAAGAACUGUUCUAAUAUGUACAUGAAUUGUUACGGUUGCUAAUUUGAUGUCAUGUGUAUUAUAUAAAAUGUAAAUGUCAUUAUUGUCUAGUCACCGAAUCUAAUUACUGGUGUUAGGUUUAUACCCCACUGCCAUAAUAUUAGUUUCAUUUGAAGGUAAUUGACUGUAAUUCAUGUAAAUUACCUUCUUAAUUUGAACAUCAGGUUCACAAUUAAAAGUUAGUGAGUAUUUUAUGACACUUACCAGUAAUGUGACUGUGAAGUUUUUAUAUUUUUUUUUAUGCAGCUGUAAUUCUGCUGUAUCAUUUUUUCCCCAACAUUUUUCUACACAUUUGAAGGCAACAUCCUUUUUGUUAUGUAAAUGGAAAGUUCUGAAAAAUUUCACAUAGAUAAAAAUAAAUAAACGGAAGUGUGGCAUACAUAGUACUUUAUAUAGGAUCCAACAAAAUGCUAGACAAGAUUAUCAUUACAUUGUUUUUAAUUACAUUGUGUGUAAUUAUAUUUAGUUGAUAAAUACAUGGUGCUGGAAGAUUCUCAUCUCUACAUGUAUACUAUAUUACUAUACUAUAGUGCAGGUAAAAUUGUGUAAUGUAUUAUUAACAAAUUUUAAAACAUACAUUAUAUAUGUAGUUCCUUUACUAUUAUGUGGGUGUUUAGAUGUCUCCUCUCUCUCAGGAGGACUUUGUAGAGUUCGCCUCUCUCUCAGGAGGACUUUGUAGAUGUCUCCUCUCUCUCAGGAGGACUUUGUAGAGUUCGCCUCUCUCUCAGGAGGACUUUGUAGAUGUCUCCUCUCUCUCAGGAGGACUUUGUAGAUGUCUCCUCUCUCUCAGGAGGACUUUGUAGAUGUCUCCUCUCUCUCAGGAGGACUUUGUAGAGUUCGCCUCUCUCUCAGGAGGACUUUGUAGAGUUCGCCUCUCUCUCAGGAGGACUUUGUAGAUGUCUCCUCUCUCUCAGGAGGACUUUUUAGAUGUCUCCUCUCUCUCAGGAGGACUUUGUAGAGUUCGCCUCUCACUCAGGAGGACUUUGUAGAGUUCGCCUCUCUCUCAGGAAGACUUUGUAGAGUUCGCCUCUCUCUCAGGAGGACUUUGUAGAUGUCUCCUCUCUCUCAGGAGGACUUUGUAGAUGUCUCCUCUCUCUCAGGAGGACUUUGUAGAUGUCUCCUCUCUCUCAGGAGGACUUUGUAGAGUUCGCCUCUCUCUCAGGAGGACUUUGUAGAUGUCUCCUCUCUCUCAGGAGGACUUUGUAGAUGUCUCCUCUCUCUCAGGAGGACUUUGUAGAUGUCUCCUCUCUCAGGAGGACUUUGUAGAUGUCUCCUCUCUCUCAGGAGGACUUUGUAGAUGUCUCCUCUCUCUCAGGAGGACUUUGUAGAUGUCUCCUCUCUCAGGAGGACUUUGUAGAUGUCUCCUCUCUCUCAGGAGGACUUUGUAGAGUUCGCCUCUCUCUCAGGAGGACUUUGUAGAGUUCGCCUCUCUCUCAGGAGGACUUUGUAGAUGUCUCCUCUCUCUCAGGAGGACUUUGUAGAUGUCUCCUCUCUCUCAGGAGGACUUUGUAGAUGUCUCCUCUCUAUCAGGAGGACUUUGUAGAUGUCUCCUCUCUCUCAGGAGGACUUUGUAGAUGUCUCCUCUCUCUCAGGAGGACUUUGUAUAUGUCGCCUCUCUCUCAGGAGGACUUUGUAGAUGUCGCCUCUCUCUCAAGAGGACUUUGUAGAUGUCUCCUCUCUCUCAGGAGGACUUUGUAGAUGUCUCCUCUCUCUCAGGAGGACUUUGUAGAGUUCGCCUCUCUAUCAGGAGGACUUUGUAGAGUUCGCCUCUCUUUCAGGAGGACUUUGUAGAUGUCUCCUCUCUCUCAGGAGGACUUUGUAGAUGUCUCCUUUCUCUCAGGAGGACUUUGAAGAGUUCGCCUCUCUCUCAGGAGGACUUUGUAGAUGUCUCCUCUCUAUCAGGAGGACUUUGGAUGCCCAAUAAUAUCAUGUCUGCACUUUAUUCUUUGUGAAUUGUUCAUGUGGUAUUUGUGUGGUUGUGUUCUGAGAAUGUAGUUCAUGCAGUGUGUCGGGGAUGGUGCAGUUUGUCACAGUUGAUGUAGCAUGUCAGAGAUGGUGCAGCGUUUCGGAGAUGGUGCAGUGUGUCGGAGAUGGUGCAGCAUGUCACAGAUGGUGCAGCAUGUCACAGAUGGUGCAGCAUGUCGGAGAUGGUGCUGCAUGUCGGAGAUGGUGCAGCAUGUCAGAGAUGGUGCAGCAUGUCAGAGAUGGUGCAGUGUGUCGGGGAUGGUGCAGUUUGUCACAGUUGAUGUAGCAUGUCAGAUGGUGCAGUGUGUCGGAGAUGGUGCAGCAUGUCGGGGAUGGUGCAGCAUGUCAGAGAUGGUGCAGCAUGUCGGAGAUGGUACUGCCUGUCGGAGAUGGUGCUGCAUGUCGGGGAUGGUGCUGCAUGUCGGGGAUGGUGCUGCAUGUCGGAGAUGGUGCAGUGUGUCGGACAUGGUGCAGUGUGUCAGAGAUGGAGCAUCAUGGCAGAGAUUGGGCAACGCGAGAUGGGGUUUAUAGAAAUGUUAAGUUAAGGAUUGUUUUAAUCUCAUUUUUUAACCUCAGCUUUGAUAAUGUUCAGUCUGUGGGUUUCAUUUCAAUCAUUUUGUUCGUUGGCUUGAUUAUCAUCAUUGUACAUGUACGUUUUGUAUUGCGUAUAACAUGAAGCAUUUCAUAACUUGUGGUUUGAAAACUCUCCAUGUUGUGAUAUAUAUUGUAUAUGUAUUACACAUGAGUUAUGUAUUCAUCAAAAUUGUAGUGAUUCGUAACAGUGUUUUUAUUCCACGGAUUUAUUUGGCUCUGUGUUCGAUACCAUGUUCAGUUGUGUGGAAAUAUUAUGGAAUUUACUUUUACCUGUGAUUUUUGGUGGUUUACUGAAGUAUUCAAAUUACAAAUAUUAACAGUUUAUUCUUGCCAAUACACUUUACGGUACGACAGUUCAAUUGAUUUUUGAACAGAAAAGCUGAGGUGCUGCAUGCUCCAUCCGCUACCCUUUUCUGAUUUGGUCUUCUGAUCCAUUCACCUGAAAGUGUAUGGACUAGAAUAAAGAUCUCUGUGAUAAUUGCUUUUUUUUAGGGGUUCUGGAUUCAUUUUGCAGGUUUUCUAAAGUAUUAAGCAUCCAAUUGCAAGGAGAUUAUUACAUGAAUGUUAUUGAAAUGUGCAGGUUUUCAAUAUUUAGACAUACUUGUCUUUGUUUUUUGUGAGGUAGAGAAAUCCUUAGUUUGUGUAAUUCUUGUGAUUUUAUUAAUGAAUUAUUGUUUUAUUUGCUAUGGGACCCAGUAUUAUAGUCAUUACUUACGCAUGUUGUAUAAGGGAGAUAACCAAUGUUUCAUCUGGAGGCAUUUGUGACUUAAAACCGUUGAUUGUACGUGUUUGAGCUGACCAUUAGUGUUAACCAUAGUGCUGAAUAAUUGUACAUGAUGAGAUUAACUGUAACCUACAAAAUGUCUGUACAUUUCUGGUUCAUUGAUGGGCCAGUUUCUCUUGCCUGAGGUAUAAUUUAUAUGUUUGUUGUGAAGCAGUUUUUGAUAGCUACCCACAUAUCCCUCUAUCAUGUGAUGUAUCAUGUGAUGUAUCAUGUGAUACCAGUCCAUAUAGUGGUGUUUGGUUCUGAAACCGCUCAUGGUUUAUAACACAGUCCCGUGUGUACAUGCAGGUACUGAAAGUGUCCAGCUAUUUUAACAAAAUUUCAACAAGCAAGCUUCGAAGAGUCCUAUGACUCAUUGCACACAGUGUCUAACAAAAGUGACAAGUGCUACGAUGUUUCAUAAGUGAAUAUGUAAAAAGUAUGUAAUCACUAAUAAAUUAUGUAAUAACAG
Messenger RNA from Pecten maximus, 6757 nucleotides. Its product is annotated as PRA1 family protein 2-like. Gene Ontology annotation, cellular component: membrane. The transcript has 3 exons. The coding region runs from base 9 to 545 and encodes 178 amino acids. Lineage: Eukaryota; Metazoa; Mollusca; Bivalvia; Pectinida; Pectinidae. The record is from RefSeq and is a predicted model, not a curated record.